AUGGACAGCCUAUUUAAUCGAAGAAACCAUCUUAAAGGUGUUCAGCAUCAGCAGGCACGGAAGGUACACUAUGAUAAAUUUCUCGAUCCCAAAGAAAGGCUGGAUAUAGAAAAAGGCAAAAAACCAUGUAUUUCUUUCCGUAAUUCAGGUUCUUGCAGUUACGGUGUUUUGUGCAAGUAUUCUCAUCUCACUGUAGAAGAAAUCCAGAUUUUGGAGAAAAAAGCUAUUUAUUGCUUCAUCUUACACCAGCCAUCUAAGUUCAGAAGUUUUAAAAUAAAAGAAGACACACAUAAACGUUUGAUUUUACGGAAAACAGAAAGAAGUAUGAGGAUAUAUAUACAUCUUGUAACAAUUCAACUAUAUGUUGCAUAUCACAUGUUUUGUAUUGCCUCAGUGCAUGUACAAGCUAAAAGUCGGUGUAUAGCAACUGUAAGUAAUGAUGGUUCACCACCAUUCAUAUGUGAUAAUGAGAAACUAAUUCUGGAACCACAGGAACUACUUUACGAUGAUGAACAAAAUGAAGUAAUUUUCGAACUGGCUAAUGAAAAUGAUAUAUUUCAACAGCGGUCAUCAGCACCAUUUUUAAACAAUAAAAGAGCUUUUGUUCAACUGGGAAAAAAAGGAUUUGUUCGUAUUGGCAAACGUGGAUUUGUACGGAUUGGACGUUAAUCUACGUCACAGAAUAAAACA
Molecule: messenger RNA, 690 nt
Organism: Trichobilharzia regenti
Lineage: Eukaryota; Metazoa; Platyhelminthes; Trematoda; Strigeidida; Schistosomatidae
Source: the annotation of a GenBank genome assembly